CGCCGCACGGAGCGAAAUCGCGGACGUACGGCUUCGCUCACAUGGGGAUUGUAGUCGGCUGAACUGGACUCUGUUUACACUGGACACCGCCAAUGUCACGAGUUUACCGCAGGAGAUGAAGAAGAAGGAGUCAAGUGAGAGUGGAUAUGAAUAAUUUGACGUUAAUUAUAACGUAAACAGUAGCUGUUUGCAGGACACGUCUAACCUGUCUGGACUUCCUCACUCUGGACUGUCUUCCUCAUUUCCAAAUGAAUGUCUGCAAACCCGCGCUCCUACAAGGCGUUAGAACGGUUUAAUAGAGACUGAUCAGCAGAUAUCAGCACCAUGCCCCUGUCAGACUUCCUGGACAGCCUCAAGGACAACCCAUACUUUGGGGCUGGUUUUGGGCUGGUUGGGGUGGGGACAGCAUUGGCAGUGGCCAGGAAAGGUGCACAGGUGGGGAUGAUCUUCUUCCGCAGAAACUACAUGAUCACUCUGGAGGUUCCCAGCCGGGACAAGAGCUACCACUGGCUGCUGAGCUGGAUCACCAAGCACGCGAGGCACACACAGCACCUGAGUGUGGAGACUUCUUACCUGGCUCAUGAGAGUGGACGGGUGCACACGCAGUUUGACUUCCACCCAAGCCCUGGAAACCACAUCAUAUGGUACGGGAGGAAGUGGAUCAGGGUCGAGAGGACCAGAGAGAAGCAGAUGGUGGAUCUGCACACUGGAACACCGUGGGAGUCUGUCACGUUCACUGCUUUAGGCAGAGACAGACAGAUCUUCUUUAAUAUCUUACAAGAAGCAAGAGAACUGGCCCUGAAGCAGGAGGAGGGGCGGACAGUCAUGUACACAGCCAUGGGUGGUGAGUGGAGGCCCUUUGGGUUUCCGCGGCGACGCAGACCCCUCAGCUCUGUGGUCCUGGAGGCUGGCGUGGCUGACAAGAUUGUGGACGAUGUGAAGGACUUCAUUGGAAACCCCAAGUGGUACACAGACAGAGGCAUUCCCUACAGAAGAGGAUAUCUGCUGUAUGGACCCCCAGGAUGUGGCAAAAGUAGUUUUAUCACGGCACUGGCAGGUGAGCUGGGCUACAGCAUCUGUCUGAUGAGUCUGAGUGACCGGAGUCUGUCCGAUGACCGUCUGAACCACCUGCUGAGCGUGGCACCGCAGCAAAGCAUCAUACUGCUGGAGGAUGUAGACGCAGCCUUCGUCAGUCGAGAGCUGCUUCCCACAGAGAACCCUCUGGCCUACCAGGGAAUGGGACGACUGACCUUCAGCGGUCUGCUCAACUCUCUGGAUGGAGUGGCUUCAUCGGAGGCCAGAAUAGUUUUCAUGACCACCAACUUUAUUGAAAGGUUAGACGCGGCGCUGAUCCGGCCCGGCCGCGUGGAUAUGAAGCAGUACGUCGGCCACUGCACGCACUGGCAGCUCACGCAGAUGUUCAGGAGGUUCUACCCAAAGGAGCCUGCGUCCGAAGGAGAGCGAUUUGCGGAGAUAGCGUUAGCCGCCCACUCCGAGAUCAGUGCUGCUCAGGUGCAAGGACAUUUUCUGCUGCACAAAUCAGACCCCGCAGGGUCUAUAGACAAUGUUGCCCACAUAAGAGGAUGACGGGACUGAAGAUGUUUGGAGAAUGACAGUUGAAUAAAGAGAAAUAUGGCACUCA
Solea solea (common sole) is the source of this 1642-nucleotide messenger RNA. It is a transcript of the gene bcs1l, whose product is annotated as mitochondrial chaperone BCS1. Gene Ontology annotation, molecular function: ATP hydrolysis activity; ATP binding. Gene Ontology annotation, cellular component: mitochondrial inner membrane. The transcript is spliced from 7 exons. Bases 325 to 1587 code for a protein of 420 amino acids. The record is from RefSeq and is a predicted model, not a curated record. NCBI's taxonomy places the organism in Eukaryota, Metazoa, Chordata, Actinopteri, Pleuronectiformes, Soleidae. Gene Ontology annotation, biological process: protein insertion into mitochondrial inner membrane from matrix; mitochondrial respiratory chain complex III assembly.